AUGAAGAAGCUCUGUUGUAUCGUCCUUGGAAAGAAGGCGGCAGACUCAGAGGCAGAGACGACGGCCAGCAGCGCUCCAGAGCAGCAGUCCAUCGCACUCAUCCAGCUGCCGCAGCCUGCCAAGCUUUCUGGUGGAAACUACGAUCUUGAACACUGGCUUACUAGAAACAACACCAACAGUUCGUUCGCGUCUUCUCGAUCCAACGCGCGAACCCCUGAUUCUUUCUUUCUUCCUGAUCCUGUUGGCGUCGAAUACGUAUCGGACCCGGAGGACGAGAUCCAGGCACCAAAGCCAAGCGGCGGAGCCCUCGGUACGGCGCGAAAAAGACUCUCAAGACGUUUGUCUCAAGGCGACAACAAGCGCGCGUCUACCGGCGAGCCGAAGCCAGUGCCCACCAUCACUCCUGAAGAGAAGAGAAAGCGCGAGCAGGAUGCCUAUCGUGCGGAGGUCAGACGUAACUCUCGCGCGCGCCUUCAGGCCGAGGUUAGGAGCGAGAACAAUAGUUCUCGGUCUGUGUCCACGCGGGGAAGUAACAGAUUCCGUGAGUUGGAGACAGUUGUGGAGGAUCCCAACGAUCGGUGUGAUAGCCUCCGCAGCGGACCACGAGAUAACAUUGAGUUCUCUGUCGUGACUGGCAAUUCCGUUGCUGGUAUCGACUAUCAUUUGCCUUUGUCACGACCCAAGGCUGCAAGAUUGCCCCCUGCGACCAUUAAGUACGAUCCUACCGACUAUGACAAUGAAUAUCGUCGACGAAGGGGAUACCCCAGAUCUGAGACUUCCCCCAAGGUGAUGGCCUCUCAGAUUGUUCUGCGCGAACGAGGAUCUUUACCCCUUAUGCCGCCGCCACCGGUUCUUCUUGCACAGCGAUCCUCUGAUGACCAAGACGAUGAUUCUUUCAAAACAUGGCGCCUUUCGCAGUGUAUUGAUCACGGCAGUAGCCAGAACUCUUUCUCCACAUACUCGGAGAAGGCUUCUAUUGGACCUGCGCAAGUCACUAAUGUCGUUGAUACCAAGAAUGUAUCAAAAGAAGGGAUCCCGCUGGGCAUUAUUGUCAACAAACAAGUCACUCAAGGCAAUUUGCAGCCUUCCGAAAAUCUCGAAAUCGAUAGGGCAUCCAACAACCAUCGAGCUUCGGAGUCUUCGCAAUCUCAAGAGGGCAACGAUUGGGGAGUUUGGCUGCUCGCUCAGGAGCUUGCUUCUCAGGACAAUAAUUUUGCCACCAAUGAAGACCAUACAGAAACCGAGCCUGUGUCUCGUCUGGCUAACUAUGAUGAUGCGCCUAAUGAUAUGGUCCUCAGGUCUCCAAGCCACACCACCCUCCCCAGGCUGGGAACUUCUGGGGAUCUGACUAUCAAAUCUCCAGCCAGCCCACGAUUCUCUCAUAUGGAUCUCCAGAGCACCUUGGCAUUGAAUUUGGAGAUGGAGGAUAAGAUGGAUCGUGUGAUUUGCGAGAUAGAGGUAGAGGAUCUUCGCAACCAACAGCAAGCCGCAGAGUCCUCUUCGCAUGGAACUGCCACAGGAAACCAGGAAGCAUCCGGACUAAAGGCCUUAGACGCUAAGGCCAUAGGGCAAGAUGACUCGUAUCAAUUGCACAUCACUUGUGAGCAUGACGAGGAAACAAUCAACCCAGCAAUGAAGACCAUCGUAACACCAGAGGCAGCUUUGACCCCUGGACAGCCUCAAUACCCUUCAUCUGGCGUAAAUGCACAUUAUAUCCUUGAAACAUUCAAGGAUCUCGAUUUGCCUCCGUUCAAUUCAUUUGACCACUUCCGACAAGAGCGCUCAGAUGAGAGCUAUCGUACUACUCUCAGCCUAGUACCCUCUUCCGAAGUGGUUGUAACUCCUGUCGGACAUAUAGUCGAUAAGACUUUGUCAGCCAACAUCUCUAGCAUCAAAAGCAAAGAUGCUCGCAAAAGUGGAACUGCGUUGAUGGGCCAAGGCAUUAGAAAGUCCAAAAGCUCCUUGUCGCUGACACCUCCUAAGUCUCAGCAGAAGCUUGGAAUUCUUGGGGUUGAGAUCAGUGACGACCCCCCCAACCGGAAAUCUUCGUUCAUUCAGGCCUUACUACAGCGCACAGCAUCCGGCUCAAAGGGUCAUAGAAAGUCGCAGAGCCAGCCAUCUGCCAUGCUCGCACCUUUCAAUACUUCUUCCGAAUCACUGAGAGCCUCGAAACCCCUUGGUCAUGUCAAGAAACUGUCGAACCUCAGCACUACACCUCGUGUGCAGGCUCCCUCGGCUACCGAGGACUUCACUGCCCCUAAACUUACCGAAAGUGUUACAGCUGUCUGGAAGCGAGCCAUUCAACAGGAGAAAGAGCAGCGCAACAAGUCUACUGCUUCCGGCUCCUCGUUUCGGCUUAGCAAAGGGAGUAUAUCUGAGCAUACGCUUCCCAGAGCUGAGCCGAUCUCGACUGAUAACCACAAUUGUAACAUUCCAGGUUCCACUGUACCACCAAAUUCGAGUGCCCUAGUUACAUCGGAUACUAAAUCGGCGCCCCAGAAACUUGCUACGCCCCCCGCAUCUUGGGCCAAAUGGGCUUCACACACUCGAGCCGAGCGAACAGCGGCCGCCGGACCGGCUGAUAAUGUUAUUCCAAAGGAUUUCGCUGCUAGUGCCACUGUGAGCGAAAAGCAGACAUGGGUCACCGACAAGACCUCAGUGGAGCAAGAAAUGGAGACCCAGCAAACCCCCCAAUCUCUAUCAAAGAGAUUGGGCAAAGCGGUGAAAGCUGGCUUGAACAAGAUGGCCCAGUCCAAGCCGAAAAGCAAGCAACCCGAUCAACUAGAAUACCCAGAACUUGAGAUUCUGCCGACCAAGGAAGGAUACAAAGACCUCAAAGCACUCGAGAAGAGCAUCGAGGCUAUGAAGGUCAGCCAACGUGCGAAGAUGGCAACCAAUCCAGCCCUUGCUAUUGCUGAGAUGGAGAAGGAAUCGAAGAAUUCGCUGGGAAAGGCACUGGCUGUGCAGAUUCAAGAGGCUGAGCAUGCCAAACGCGACCAAGCCACUAAGACUGAUCACAUUACCGACUGUGACAAGGGCGCUGCCGAGUCCGGAAAUGGUGGUUUGUCUAACCGUCCAGUUACACCAGCUAACCGGGCCAUUUCCCAGAUUGGUGAUACUACUGCGACAACUGAGAACUGGGCUACUCCUGUUAGCCGUUUAUCUAACAGCCCUUGCGACCGGGCCACGGAGAAUCAUAACUCGGAGAUGGUCGAGAACAGUUUUGUCAGCGCGUCAGAGUCCGCCAAGAAGACGGUCCUGAGAGCAUGA
Molecule: messenger RNA, 3270 nt
Organism: Colletotrichum truncatum
Lineage: Eukaryota; Fungi; Ascomycota; Sordariomycetes; Glomerellales; Glomerellaceae
Source: RefSeq, a predicted model, not a curated record